Molecule: messenger RNA, 7586 nt
Organism: Pecten maximus
Lineage: Eukaryota; Metazoa; Mollusca; Bivalvia; Pectinida; Pectinidae
Product: GATA zinc finger domain-containing protein 14-like
Exons: 2
Coding region: 128-2467 (779 amino acids)
Biological process (GO): regulation of DNA-templated transcription
Molecular function (GO): DNA-binding transcription factor activity, RNA polymerase II-specific; DNA binding
Source: RefSeq, a predicted model, not a curated record
CUUUUUAAUGCAUUUAGCCAAAUGCUUUACGGAUGUCGAUCAACAAAUAUAAACUUCUUAAUCAGAUGCCGGCAAAACAAGGUCGGGUGCUAGUAGUGGAGUUAGUCUGUUUUUUACAGUGAUUGUGAUGACGAUGGACGAAGGCAGGGAAUCUGGUUUUAUCAACAGUCAACCGAGUAUCGCAGAAUUUAUGACUUGUGUUGGGAGUAUCAAUGAAAGUGUCGUGCCUCCCUCAUCCAUCACUGUCCAGGAGCUAGGGUUACGGGGGGCUUACUGCCAGCCUUUCGCUGCCAACACUCACCCACAGGCCGGCCUCACCCCACAGGAUGACCCUCGGGCUAUGGGGACCGACCCCACGGGACGGGAUCCGUCCGGAGUAGGACUCGGAGAUGGAUCCGGACUAAAAUUUCAGGAGUACGCAUGGAUGAAGGAGAAGAAACCUAUCCGGAAACAGUCGCCUGGAGACCCGAGCCCCGGAGGGCAAUCUGAUAUAGGUUCCGAGUUUGUCGCGAUCCAUCCACAAAAUGCAUCAACACCAACUAGCAAUGGCAAUAAUGGUGGAAGCGGAAGUGGUGGAAAUAGUAACGGAAGUGGUGGCAGUGGGGGUACACGGAGAUUGCGGACGGCUUAUACAAAUACUCAGCUGCUGGAACUGGAAAAGGAGUUUCAUUUCAACAAGUAUCUGUGUAGGCCUAGGAGAAUUGAGAUAGCAGCUUCGCUGGAUCUCACAGAAAGACAGGUCAAAGUUUGGUUUCAAAACAGACGAAUGAAAUACAAACGACAAACACAGUCACAGCGACAGAAAAUGGAAAACGGUGGUAAAUCGUUUCCGUUGGAUUGUGGUAUGGAUAGUCCAACAUCAUCUGAAGGAAGUUGUGAGAGACUGGAGAAUGCUGAAAGUAAACACGAAAACAUGGAAAACAACGGGCAGUAUUCUUCUGAUGGAACCGAAACAAAAACAUUAGAACAUAUUUUAAAGGCUGGCUCCCCGGGAAGUAGUGAAGAGGGGAACAGUGAGCCAUCGGGUAAUGACAACAACAGGGACGGCACCAUAACAAAUGGUUUAGACCUCGCUGAUGAUCGAAAUGUGAAUGAGACAGAAGAAGUCAUUGAUUUAGAGAAAAAUCAUACAUCAAAGCAAAGCAUUGACCCGAACGGAAACCAACACUCGACUCCAUCGUUUGACUUCCAAACACUCAACAGUCCUGAUUCAGCAUGUGCGUGCAAUAUCGCGAAUAGUAAAGAUAACAUGGACGAUUCUAAGAUGCAUGUACUUGAUGACGUCACGGAGGUUUCAAGUGAGAUUUUGACAGGUAGGACGGGAUUAGAGUAUUCGCCUGUGUUAUUACCUUGCAGCACGCCUCCUAGUACUGUUAAGUCAAUGGUCUCUAAUUGUGUUGAUUUUAACCGAACUAAUUCAAAUCCUGAAAUGGGUCAUGGAACUCCCCAAUACUCCUCGUCGCCUCUCAAGUCUAGCCCGGUUCAACACGAUGUUAGUGUUAAUAGAAAUAGGCAUGAGAAUGGCUUUAUAAACAACAAGGGUCGCUCGGACGCUUGCCCAGGACCGUUGAGUGCCACGGAAAAUAUGUCUACGAUGUCUCAACACUUCGGAUCUUAUGGAAAUACAUACAUGAAUCAAAGUCGAUAUAGUACGGCGCCAUUACAGUACAGCUCAGGGUUCCCUCCAACAAAACCCCAAAAUAUGGCUAACAUAUCUCAGUAUUCGUAUCAAAAUACCAGGAUGGGACACACUGAUAUUAAACAGACCGAAUCUGGUCGUUCAUCUCUACAGCAACAACCGCAUAUGGGUAACUACAAUUCCGGACAGUACGAUUCGCUAAACAAUAAUAACUAUGGUAACAAUAUGAAACGGAGCAUGCGUGGAUCGUCAUCGGUGUAUUCAAUUCCCAGCAUUCAAUUUCGUGCCAGUGGUUUAGCUGGAGCAGAUUCAUGGAGUAAUGAGACAGCACAUUCUCCGGUCGCCAGUGACGGUUUCGGUAACAACGAACACGGUGCUGCUAUUAGUCCAUUAUACCAAUAUAGAGUUAACACCGGGAUACACUGUCAGACUUCUUACACACAGCCGCCAUCCCGAUAUAACCAUGCAGCACCAUCUGACAACAAUAGCUUAGCAACCCGACAUGGUAGUCAUAAUGGCGGUUAUAUGGCCAAGCAACCGACAUAUCCCCAGCUGCCACAUCGUAUGGAACAAAAUUCAUCAAAUUCACUUUAUGGUAUCAAUUAUGUUGAAGGUUACUCGCAGGACGUUAAUCACGUAAUGAACUCUCGCCAGCUCUCGACCGAAACGUCAAUACGAACGUUAGCCGGCCAUCACAGUUCUGAGUCUGAUUACCCUUCGGAACAAUAUUCUGCUAAUAUGGCGUGUAAUGAUCCGGGAUCCUCGGACCUUAGUGGUAUAUUUAACGAGUAUUUUAAUAGCCAACAAACAGAAUAUCAGACCAUAUAAAAUGGCCGUGUAGUGGUCAUGAAAUUUGAUCUUGAGUUCACGUUCUUGACGCUCAAUAAUCUUUGACAAAUUUUAUGUUUUUCUGUCGUAAAACAGCACACUUAGUCGCCUUUCCCACUCAGGUUUAUGAGAAAUUGGACAAAAACGGGUGGCUAUAAAAAUUUGUCAGUGAUAAUUUAGAUGACCUGAGAAGUGGUUUGCUGUCGAAAAAGGCAAUAAAGCAACGUCUAUGGCCAAUUAGAGAUCUCGUAUUGACGCUCAAGUAGUAUAAUGUGGUUUUGUGUUGUGCUUCAUCAAUGUACCACUUCAUCCUGAACUAUAUAGGUGUUUAUUGUAUACCUACCCCAUAGUGGACGGUGAUAUUGAUUAUCAUUCAGUUGCAUUUCUUAUGCUUAUCGUUAAGAUAUUAUCUCUGAUAGGUAUAUAAUAGGAACGUUUAAGGUACUCGUUAAUGUAUGUUUAACAAUAUCGUAAAUCAUUUUAAUUUCUCGAAAAUUCUAGGAGUUACAUACCAUUUAUGUCUGUAAAUAAAUCUUCGAAGAUGUUAUUUGUCAUUUUCUAAAAAUCGUGAAUUUUGCAAGAAAUCCAAGAAUCAAGAAAUCUGACUAAUUCAAAUAACUUUCGGUGAUAAUUGAAAAAUGUUGCGAUAAAUUAUUUUGUAAUGGAAAUAUGGAAGUCAAAGAUCAGACAGUGUUAAUAUCAUUUUAUUGAUUCAGAUAUAAAGUUAAAAGUCAAAAUGUCAUCUAAAACUAAAAUAAAACGAUAUGUUGUUGUUUUAAAAUGUCAUCUGAAAAUAAAAAAUAAAAAUGAUAUGCUGUUGUAUAGCAAUAACUGACCUAUAAUUACCAAGCCUUACAAUCUGUUCUCUCUCUCUAAAACUGAUAAAAUAAUUUAUGCAUAAUUAAUGUCAUAUGGUGUUUGUAUGGAAAGUGAAAAAAAUGAGAAAUUAUUUGUCCUUCCAAUUUAAGGUACAGAGAAAAAGCGUGUUUUAAAUAUUGUUUGAUGUGUUCAAUUUUUAUUUAUUGUAUUUAUUGUUUCAGGAAAUAAAAGUGUAAAUAAUUAUUCAAAAAUUUAUUUUUACUAAAACAUGCGUCUCCUUCUUAGAUGUACUAAUUGCUAAAAUCGUACAUCCGCUCACUUCAAAGAAAACCAAACAUCAUUCAAAUACUAAGUAUACAUGAAUUACAUAAUAUAGAAUACAACAAUGUUCAGCAUAGCGUUAACUGCUAGUAACAGCUGACUGAAUCAUGCUACAAAAGAAUAAAUGUUCCAUACAUUAAUGUAUUAUAUAUCGAAUUAGUAAGGGUGCAUCUGACCCAACAACACAACAACUUUCUACUUGAUCUUCUUAAACUAACCCUUGUCACGUGACUACAGGGUAUAUUUACUCCCAUAUUAGGUAACGAGUUUUUACUUAAUUAUAGCAGUACAAUCAGUACUUACUUAUGAUGUUUUCUGAAUUUAAUGUAAAACCGCAAAAGUACCUUGUGUAUUUAAAAAAACGCAAAAUGGUGUCGGUAGAUUUAGAAUAAAAAAAAAUAUUUUAAUAAGUAAUGCGUUGAAUUGCAAAUUUCUGAGUAAGAUAAUUGUAUCAAUUGAUGUUUUUUUUUUUUUUUUUUUUAAAGCCAUUAAAAGGGGUACCUAUAUUAGGUUUAUGUAACAGCUUUUAAAAUACUUAUACAGGAACAAUAACAAUAAUGUUAAUGUAAUAUUUUAAAAUUACUACAUGUAUAUCUUUAAAAAAAAAUAACAAUUUUGACACAGAGCCAUAUUUACAUUCUUCAUGAAAUUUUGAUGUUUGAAACAAAAGACGGCUAAAUUAAUACAAAAACAUACAUCAACAUAGGAGAUAUAAUAACGGAACAACCGCUGAUAUUUGUAUAUUCAGUAUAUUUAGGAACCAGUUUUUCAGUCAGUUUACAGUAUACGCAUUUUCUACAAGAUGAUGUAUCAUGGAUAUUUAGAAUGUAAAUAUGUUUAACUGUCGGAGUCAGCUUUCAUGCAAUUCUUGCCGUAAAUUAAAAUGUCGUAUUCCAUUUUAGAUUGUAUCAGUAUCUGUGAUUUUAGCACUAAUAUGUGAGGUGUAGACGUCAUAUCUUUUAUGCGAAUUCGGAUAUCGAUAGACAUACACAUACCUUGUAAUGCAUAACUUUUCAAGCAUAUUAGAAUUUGAAAUUUUUGGCGAAGCACUUUUACAAAAAAGGAAUGCGUUUUUAUUUUGUUACUUCCAGUUAAGUUAUAUAUAAACAUCAUCAUUGAUUAGCAUAACUCUAUAAAAUAAAUUAGCAAUAAAAUGACAGUAAUAUAUAUAUAAACUCCUUUAAGAUAAUUUCAUAAUUCCUAACAGUUAAAUACAUUAAAACUAUCUCAAAUGAAAUUUAUGAAAUUUCUUAAACAUUAAAUCAUAAAUAAAUUUCUGAAAUCAUAUGUUUAUUACGUUAUUUUCAAUUGAUAAUUUAUCAUAUAAAGUUAGUUUUUAAUUUUUACAAAUGUAAUAGUAUUUGUAAACAGUUUUAUUAUUGUUAUUAUUGUAAAUAAAUAACGCCUUAAGUAUUAUAAAACUCCAUCAUGCGGGUAGGACUCUUCAGUGAUGUAAACGGUAUACACUUUUCGUGAUAAAUUAUUGAUAUUUGAUAACUUACAAAAAACAAAAUAAAACGGUUCAUAUGUUUGUUGUGUAUUCUGAACAAUAUUUUCAUGUAUAAACUUUUAAUCUCGACAGACAGUGUUACGGUACAUAUCAUAUGUAAAGCUAAUAUCCCGUUAUGAUUAAACAAAACACCUCAACAAUAUCAACCCAGAAUUAUAAGUAUAAUAAUGACAAAGACGUGUACAUGGGUAGAUUAUAUCUAGCUCCUUUAUUUCCUUUUUCACUGAUCAUCAAUCAUUUCUAUAACUGGGUCCAGCAUUAAUCUAAUUUUCUGUUAAAGUGUGGUUACGAUUUAAGGUGAAUUUAUAAUAUAAAUUAUGUCUAUAAUUGUGACCACAAAUGUCCCUUGUGGUUUAUCAGAAUAUAUGUUAAUCUCAACUAUAUCAAUAUGUAAGAAGACGGAAAGUAAACUAUAUACAAUCGUUUAUUAAAAUGUAUACAUGUAUGAUAAUUCAUGAUAUUACCUUCAUAAGUUUUAAUGUAUUGCCGGUGAGGACCAUUUUAAUCUUCUUAAGAUUUCGUUUACCUAGUGGUAAUGUUUUGUUGCUUUUUCCUUCGAGCAAGCCUCAUUCCUCCAGAUUCCAUUCGAUCACAAUUAAAACACUUUUGCACAAAAGGAGCUCGAUUGCAAAUAUUAGUUUGCGAGAUCGUAGACUUAGUGUAGGAAGUUUGUUUUUUCAUUUUUUUUCUUCUCCUUUUUAUGGAAAACUGGUCUAAUUGGAAUUAGAAUUCAACUCUACAAUAUGCGCUUUUAAUCAAGGAUAGAUUAAAUCUAUAUAUUUCAUGAAAAUAGCAAUGUACUCGGUCGCUGCCAAGUUAACUACACAAAUGCACCGAUUUACUGAAAACACCAAGUAGAUUGAAGAACUUUAAUAACUUCGCAAUAUACGAUACCUUUCAAUAUAGAACAAAACAUGACAACAUAUUCAUAUCACAAUUUGACGUUAAAUGUUGUUUGCAUGAAUUAGACAUGUCAUGAAAGUGACUUCAGACCAAACACGUGUCGUUCCAAUGCUUACUUAUUAUGAUCUUGUAAUUACAUGUAAUUGGCGGAAUGCGGGUAGGUAUUUCAAACGUACCGAGUACGAAAACCCCCGGCAUGUAAUAUUAAAGUGAAAUAUCGGCCACACAACUACGACACGUAAGCCAUUCGGUACUGGUCACACAGGUAAUGUCUCGGCUGGAGCGUGUGACGGGUACCAUGAUACCAACAUUGUUAUACAAUAGGAAAAUUACUCUUCGUUCAUAAAUCACGCACUCUGAACUCCCUCCAGGACUCAACUAUUCACAAAUAUCACAUUUCUUAUUGUAAUAUGAGAAAUGUUUGUUGCCAUUUCAUAGGCCCUGUAGUUUACUGGACCUCAACCUUUGACCUUUCAACUGUUUUCGUCUUUUUGAUAUUUGAUUAUUUAGUAAGCAAGUGGUCGUAACGCCAAAGAUAAUUGCGACCUUUAGUUAAAUGCUUUGGAGUAAUGAAACGACGGAGUAUUAUUUUUGGAUUUGUCUGAGCAAUUUUCUACAGAUUGUCCGUUACGCCAUAGUCACUUACUACGUCAAAGAAUACAUUUGAUUGUUGUGGACGUCAUUUGUGUCAAAAUAAACAAAGAAACGAAUAUUUCAGAAACUCACUGUCAUGUGAUAUAACCUGAUACUAAAGCACACACAAACCUUUGUGGAUUCGAGAACGUUUAUACCGUUGUUAGGAAUUUUCGUCAAAUUCAUGUUAAAUGAUGCCAUAGGUACGAAAGACAUUACUGUCCCUACCCAAGGUGAACAGGUCUGGUGCAGAAUUAUAUGUGUGGGGCAAAAUUGUAGUUGAUCUAAAAAGCAAUUAAUACCAAUACCAUGUGGUAGUAGAUCCGUAUUAUAUGUAUAUGAAACUAUACCAGCAAGCAAUAACAGUUCACUACAUUAUAAUUAUUGCGGAUUUUUUUUUUUUUUUUUUUUGUUCAAUGAAUUCAUCUUGUAAUUUUGUAUGUAUUAUUUAAAAUAUUAAUUGCCAUAUUGUUAUUUUUUAUCAGCAAUUAAAAUGCAUUCAGUAAUAUAUCAAUAUAACAAAAAAUUCAUAUCAACUAGAGUUAAACAAUGCAUAUUACGACGACGUUGAUAUCAGUAAAUGAUGCCUUGUAAAUGUAUUAUUUAUGUACGAUUGUUUAAUAUACCCUAUUGUCUCAUUCAUCGCGGCGUAUAUACUUGUUGUGUGGAUUAAUAUAGUCAGUCACGGUGUUCUGGUGUUUUACACUGUAUAACAAGCAUUAUGUUUUACCUAUUUUAAAAUGUCAUUUUUUUAAGUUUUGCUCAAAGAUAAUAUUACUCAUAUUAUAGCUCAUACCUUCUAGAAUGACCUCAUAGAUAACAUACGUGGUUUUAUAUCUAUAUAUAGCUAUUUAUAUGUAUAUGUUGAUCCUAUGUUGUACCAAUAACGUGAUGAAUAAAACAAAUGUUAAUAAAAGAAGAGAAACAUUAAAA